Molecule: messenger RNA, 2834 nt
Organism: Plutella xylostella (diamondback moth)
Lineage: Eukaryota; Metazoa; Arthropoda; Insecta; Lepidoptera; Plutellidae
Source: RefSeq, a predicted model, not a curated record
CUGAAACUCCUAAGGAGUGGGAAGAGCAUGUCAGCUCAUCAUCAUCAUCAGCAAGCUUAGAUGAACUACCAACAUUCAAGGAGUUCUUGACGUUUCUCGAAGGCAGAAUUCACACUUUAGAGCUCACCGUGGCAAUUCCAAAGCCGAUUAAAGAACGCACAUUCCACGUGGCAAGCACAGAAGAUAAAACAUGCGUAUUCUGUAAUAAAGAGAAUCACACGCUUUCACACUGCAGAGAGUUUGCUAAGCUGACACCCACGAACAGAAGUGAAUUUGUUAGAGACAAAGGAUUAUGCUACAACUGUCUGCUACCGGGGCACCCUGUAUUCUACUGCAAGCUGCAAACCUCAUGUCAAAUAUGCCGGAAACGCCAUCAUUCACUUCUACACGAACGAGUUAAACAAGAUGUCACUGGUAAUAAGGAACAAAUAAAUGCAACAGAGGCAGCCUUGUACACUGAUGUGGAGGAUGAAGACAACAUUUUAGAAGACAAAGAGCAUGAAGUCGCAAUAUCUUCUCAUUUCGUGAGCAAAAAAUCUACAGCACUACUGGCAACAGCACUUGUGCCAGUGAGAAAUGAGGCAGGCCAGACUACUGUACUACGAGCACUGAUAGACCAAGGGUCUCAAGCAACGCUAAUAAGUGAAAGAGCAACUCAACUACUCAAACUAAAAAGAACACAAGUUCAAGGAACUGUAAAGGGUGUUGGUUCAACUACUACGCAAAUCAACCAUGCCGUACAAAUAGAGCUACGAUCAAGAACUGAAAAUAAUUUCAACAUCAACGUGAGAGCAUACGUCAUGGCUACAAGUGUAACGUCGCAACUACCAAACAAACCAAUACCAUGUGAAACGUGGAAACACUUAGAAGGUAUAACACUGGCUGACCCCAGCUUCAAUAAACCAGGAAGAAUCGACAUGUUGCUGGGAGUCGAAGUCUAUGCCAAGAUAUUAAAGAAUGAUGUAAUCAAAGGCCCACCAGGCUCCCCAAUUGCACAAAACACAAGCCUGGGAUGGAUCUUGUUUGGAAAUGUAGAUGUACAGAAAGAAAAUGAACAACUAAUUUCACUACAUUGCCUUGAUGUGGAUAUGGAUGACAUGCUCAAAUCUAUGUGGGAAUUAGAUGAAAAUAAACAGCGCACACUCACAGCAGACGAGAGAUUAUGUGAAGAGAUAUAUAGAACAACCCACUCAAGAGACAAAGAAGGAAGAUACAUAGUGAAAUUACCCAUGAAGUACAAAAAGCCAAGAGCUACACAAGGUGAAACAAGAAACAUAGCUCUCAAAAGACUACAACAGAUGGAAAGAAGGUUCGAGAGAAAUUCAGAGCUACAACAAGAAUACAGAAAGGUUAUGGAAGAGUACAUAGAACUGAACCAUAUGGAAGAAGUACCACAAAAGGAUAUUGAUAAACCUGCUGUGUAUUUGCCACAUCACGCCGUGGUAAAAGCAGAAAAGGACACCUCAAAGACGAGAAUUGUGUUCGAUGCAAGUUGCAAGGGCACAAACAAUGUGUCACUCAAUGAUGAUUUACUCGUAGGACCACCUUUACAAGAAGAUCUGAGAAACCUCAUCAUAAGAUGGAGAAUGAAACCCAUAUGUCUGGUUGCCGAUGUACAAAAAAUGUACCGAGAAGUUCUGGUAACGGAAGAAGACGCCGAUUAUCAAAGGAUACUGUGGAGAUCAAACUCAUUAGAUGAGGCAAAGGACUACAGGUUGUUACGAGUGACAUUCGGAACAUCAUCAGCACCGUUCCUUGCUGUCAGAACCUUAAUGCAAAUAGCUGAAGAUGAAGGUAAAGAUUUUCCUGCGGAAGCUAAAACAAUAAAGGAAGACUUCUUUGUUGACGAUCUUAUAUCUGGGAGAGACAAUGUAGAAGAAGCUCUUCACGCAGCAAUCACUAUAACAGAAAUAUUACAAAGAGCAGGUUUCAUUCUUAAGAAAUGGUCGUCAAAUAGUGAAGAACUACUAAAUCAACUGAGACCACAACAAAUAAAUUCUGAAACAAAUAUAGAUAUCAAGACAGAAGGAACAAUAAUGGCGCUCGGGUUGACCUGGAAUCGAAUCAAAGAUGUACUUACCUAUCAGCUGCAUCUGCUUCCUCCUCCUGAAACAAUAACAAAAAGAAAAAUCCUUGCUGAAGCUCAAAGACUAUUCGAUCCGUUGGGUUUUCUUGCACCUGCUAUCAUUCCUGUAAAAAUAGUCAUGCAGAAACUGUGGCGCGAUGGAGUCUCCUGGGACGAAGAAGUGGAACCUGAAAGAAAAAGAGAAUGGUUAAUGAUUAGAGAAAGUUUAGAGUAUGUCAAGGAAGUUGAAAUUAAGAGAUGGCAACAUACCUGUGAAGCCGUAGCAGAAAACACAACAGUUCACGGCUUCUGUGAUGCGUCCAAUAAGGCGUAUGCCGCUGUAGCGUACAUGAGAGUCGAAACCGCUGAAGGCAACUAUGAGACCAGUAUCAUAGCAGCAAAGAGUCGAGUGGCAUCAGUCAAACCAGUGUCACUUCCAAGAUUGGAACUGUGUGGUGCCGUGCUGCUGUCUAGAUUGUUAAAGCAAGUUCAAGAGGCCACCAGAAUACCCAGUAGCCGUAUAUUUGCCUGGACUGAUUCUGAAAUUGUAUUAUCAUGGCUAUUUGGUGAUCCUGCGCGUUGGAAUGUCUUUGUGAGUAAUCGCGUUGUUGAGAUCCUAGACAACACUGGUAACCAGAGAUGGCAUCACGUUACAUCAGAAAACAAUCCAGCUGAUGUAGCCAGUAGAGGAUUAAUGCUAACAGAACUAGUGUCCAACACACUAUGGUGGAAGGGUCCAGUGUGGCUACAGAAGAAAGAAAUACACUAG